GAGCCUACAAUUCAGAUAGCGUGGCCUACAUCUCAUACACACAUUUCACGACGUCGUUUGGUAGAGAGACCGUGACGGCCACAAGCUCUACGUCCUUUUACCUUCCACAUAUCUCGUUUCUUUCUUCAUAAACAAAUCUCUGUUUCUCUCUUCACUAAAUCACUGCCACACAUAGAGAGAUAAAGAGUUAUCUGUGGCUAUCAGCAUGAGCACGUUUGGUUUAGGGCUAUGUAACACCGGGCAGCUUCCAUUCAGGCGAGUCACCGGUGAAACGGGGAGGAAGCAGCAGAGGAUUGCAGUGGUGAGAGCAGAAGGCGGAGGAGGCGGAAUCAAUCCGGAGAUCAGAAAGAACGAGGAGAAGGUGGUGGACUCCGUCGUGGUCACCGAGCUUUCCAAAAACAUAACUCCAUAUUGCAGGUGUUGGAGGUCGGGGACAUUUCCUUUGUGUGAUGGGAGUCAUAUGAAGCACAACAAAGCUAAUGGAGAUAACGUUGGCCCUCUCCUUCUGAAAAAGCAGUAGCUUUUUGCUUAUUUCAUUAAUUAGCUGCUCAAAAGUUAUCUUUGACGUAAUGUCUUUUUUUUUGCUAAAAAACUUAAAUGUCUUAAGGUGUACUCAGUCCAAAUAUUAUCUAUUCAGUUGUUCAGUCAUGUGAAACAAAGUUAAGGGUUUUCUUUCAACAAUA
This is a messenger RNA of Raphanus sativus (radish), 683 nucleotides long. Its product is annotated as CDGSH iron-sulfur domain-containing protein NEET. The transcript has 2 exons. Gene Ontology annotation, molecular function: 2 iron, 2 sulfur cluster binding. The record is from RefSeq and is a predicted model, not a curated record. Bases 206 to 520 code for a protein of 104 amino acids. Gene Ontology annotation, cellular component: intracellular membrane-bounded organelle; mitochondrial outer membrane. NCBI's taxonomy places the organism in Eukaryota, Viridiplantae, Streptophyta, Magnoliopsida, Brassicales, Brassicaceae. Gene Ontology annotation, biological process: regulation of autophagy.